GGGGCUUCGGUUCCGGGGCGGGGUGUCCGCUCUGUGUGUCCCCAGCCCGGCUUCGCUCUGUGGCGCCGUCUCAGCGGGAGCAGGGGGGCUAGCUGCAGUACCGGGGAGGGACCGGACUCCGGGCAUCAUGAGCGACUAACACGGCUGCUACUCUGAAAUCUGCAGGAGAGGAGCAGCUUCCAUGGAAUGAAUUGUGGAUCAAAGAACAAUGACACCAAAAGACAAUUUCUUCUAGAGCGGCUACUGGAUGCAGUUAAACAGUGUCAAAUCCGAUUUGGAGGAAGAAAAGAAAUUGCUUCAGAUUCUGAUAGCAGAGUUACUUGCCUGUGUGCUCAGUUUGAAGCUGUACUACAGCACGGUUUGAAGAGGAGCCGAGGAUUAGCAUUAACAGCAGCAGCAAUCAAACAGGCGGCAGGUUUCUCCAGCAAAACAGAAACAGAGCCAGUGUUUUGGUACUACGUAAGAGAAGUUUUGAAUAAACAUGAACUACAGCGCUUCUACUCUCUGAGGACUAUUACCACAGAUAUUGGCAGAGGCCGUGCCUGGCUACGCUGUGCAUUAAAUGAACAUUCUCUGGAAAGAUAUGUCCAUAUGCUGCUUGCAGAUAAAAAUCGACUUAGUGUCUUCUAUGAAGACUGGUCUUUUAUGAUGGAUGAAGAACGUUCUAGUAUGAUCCCUACGAUGGCAGCUGGUCUGAACUCCAUUCUUUUUGCAAUCAACAUCGACAACAAGGACUUAAAUGGGCAGAGUAAAUGCACUCCUACCGUCUCUGAUCUUUUAAAAGAAUCCACGCAAAAUGUAACCUCAUUGUUGAAGGAAUCCACACAAGGUGUUAGCAGCCUUCUAAGAGAGAUAACAGCAUCCUCUGCUGUUUCCAUUUUAAUAAAACCCGAUCAAGACUCUGACCCACUUCCAGUUCUAUCAAAGAAUGUUAGUGUUGAUUUAAAAUGUAGAAAAGAUCGAAAGAAGAAGAAAAGGGUAACACACAUCAUCUCAUUUGAUGAGGAGGAAGAUGAACAAAAUUUAGGAGAUACUUUAAAGACAGCAGUUGCAGGAGAAAGCUCAGAAGAGAACUCAGACAAGUCUUCAGCUUUUGUGUUACCUUUCUCUGAAGGCUCUCUUGUACAAAAUUUAAACGGAAACCAGAAUACCCAUUUGUGGAAAAGCGAUUCCAUGUUUCUGAAUGGAGAAUGUAGUUACCAGAAGCUUGAUGUGAAGAGUAUUGAUGAUGAAGAUGUAGAUGAGAAUGAGGAAGAGAUAUAUGGAAAGAUAUUGGGAAACAAAGGCGUGGAAGAUGAAACAAAAGAUUCAGAAAAGCCACAUGAAGGGGGCACAUGCAAUUCACAGAUAUGCACUUGGACUCCCCUGCAGAUCCUGAAUGAUAAUUCAGACAUUCUGUUUCCUGUCAGUGCUGUUGGUUCUUACUCCCAGAUUGGUAACCUGGAGAAUGGAGAUGGGCAUGAAAGUGCUGUUCUUGCAGUAGAACUGGCUCAGAGAGGAUCUGAACUUCCUUAUAGAGUGGAUGCCAGUACUCCUGUUCAGGUGAAUGCUUUAAGCAAUAUGUUACCUUCAGCCACUGUGCCAGAAUCAAUGACAAUUAAUGAACUUCGGCAAGCUAUUGUGGCCAUGAUGAACAGAAAGGAUGAGCUCGAAGAACAGAACAGAUCUCUGCGAAACCUGCUUGAUGGAGAGAUGGAACAUUCUGCACUACUCAGGCAAGAAAUUGAAAACUUGAGAAGGAAAGUAGCAGAGCAUGAGGAGCGACAUGCAGCAAAGAUCCAAGCCUUGGCAAGGGAGAAUGAAGUGCUGAAAGUACAACUCAAGAAGUAUGUAGGAGCUGUCCAGAUGCUGAAAAGAGAAGGUCAAACAGCAGAAGUUCUGCCAAACCUUUGGAAUAUUGAUGGGGAAUUUACCAUACCUGAACAAAAGCAAAUAGAAAACCAUGAGGAACUAGCAAACUCCUAUGAAAGAAAACUAAUUGAGGUGGCAGAAAUGCAUGGGGAGCUUAUAGAAUUCAAUGAGCGACUACACCGUGCUUUGAUGGCUAAAGAAGCUCUUGUAUCCCAAAUGAGGCAGGAACUCAUUGAUUUGAGAGGGCCAGUCCCUGGGGAUUUGAGUCAGACAUCUGAAGACCAGAGUUUGUCAGAUUUUGAAAUAUCAAAUCGUGCCCUUAUAAAUGUUUGGAUUCCCUCAGUCUUUCUACGAGGAAAAGCUGCUAAUGCAUUCCAUGUUUAUCAGGUAUAUAUCAGAAUAAAAGAUGAUGAAUGGAAUGUUUAUCGAAGAUAUGCAGAAUUCAGAACCUUGCAUCACAAGCUACAAAAUAAAUACCACCAAGUAAGGACCUUUAACUUCCCACCAAAAAAAGCCAUUGGAAACAAGGAUGCAAAGUUUGUAGAGGAACGACGCAAACAGCUACAAAAUUACUUACGGAAUGUUAUGAACAAAAUUAUUCAAACUGUGCCAGAAUUCACAGUUAGCCCCAAAAAAGAGACUCUUAUUCAACUGAUGCCCUUUUUUGUUGAUAUCCAACCUGUGGGAGAACCAGUAAGCAAAAGCAAUCGCUCAAGAGUGGCUACACGCUUUCCAAAGCUAUCUCGGCACCAUCAAAGGGAGCCACGGAACCUGGAGCCUCAAAGUGGUGAUCUCUGACCCUUUUUAUAAUUGUGAACAUCAGCACCAUGUACUUUAAACUGCCCUGUGAUUCUGACCUAUCCUAUACUGUUGAUUAUGGAAGGCCCUGGGGAGAAUACAGCUGCAUUGAGUUAAUUCCUGAAAGGAGACUCUCAAUACUAAAGUUAAUAAUUCUGAUUUAACAGGUCACUUUUGAAAGCAGGAAGCAUUUUCCCAAGGACAUAUGAGGGCUGUUCACAUGGGACUCAACAAAUUGUACACACUUCCUUUGUUUUGUAAAGCAUUCUCUUUUCUUCUAAACUUACUCUACUACGAGUCCCUUGUUUGUGCUGUAGUGUCUCUUACACUCAUACCAUCUAUUUCUGUUCCUGAGAUCUGUGUGCAUCAUUUUCAGAGAAUAUUAUUUUUUUCUUAGAAGUACAACUGUAAUUAUCACUAAUCAAUAUUUGUCAGAAAGUUGUACUUAAAAAACUUUCCUAACCCAUUGCCUUUUGGAAAUGGAAUGACUGUUGCUUUUUCAUUAUGAUACUCUGAUGCACUCAAGAGUAUUUUAUAAACGUUACAAAGUAAGUGAUGGGAGAAAAAACAGUAGAGAGGGCAAUAGCUUUUGUACGUUUCUAGUCAGAUAUUCCCAGAAGCUCUCACUUGUAAAGAGUAAUUCUACCAAAAUGGAGAUUCUAAUUAUUUUCUAUUGAAAUUUUUGUUUUUGCUGCAAGGCAAGGUGCAGUACAAGUCAGCUCAAGGAGUUUAGCAAAAAAGGAAACACAAAGUUAACAUGUUACAGAAUAGAGUAUUCCAGCAUUUAGCUUUGUUCUGUUAUUGAUUUCUUGCUGAUGUUAUUAUAAAAACAGUCUCUCAGCAUUAAAGAAAGGGGACAUUUGGGCAUUCUUAUAACUACUUUGUAAGACACAUGAAAUGCUGUUGCUAAGGAUUGCCUAAGUUGAAAGUGCCUGUCACCUUUUUACUGGAAAGUGACUUGUAAUGAUGAUGUGAGAACAGCUAAAGAAAACUGGGAGAAUAAUUGUUACAAGUGCUGGAAAUUCUGAAAUGGAUCAACUGGAAUCUAGUUCACAAUAUCUGUUAGCUAUACUGCCAUAGGCAGUACACUAUGCUUUAGCCAUCUUUUUUCCCCCUGUAUUGAGCCUUAACCAAUAUUCAUUCAUGUUUACUAAAGAAUAUAUUCUGGUUUACCUGUGCCCCAGAACAACUCUCUUCUCACAAGUUGUUUGGAUAAUCUGUGUUCCCAUAGGUUGGUGUAUUGUCCGUCUAUACCGAAAGAAGGACAGGAGACACUUGAUAUGGUUUUAAUCAGACCGCAACUAUAUUAUUAGAUGUCUGUGACUACCCAGCAGAUGAAAGUGUACCAUGUACCCCUCUUCAACUCCUUCACCCUUCCGGUCCCAUGAGAUGAGUCAGUGUCGCCACGCUCACCCCUCCCCAUUUUGCAGCAGCUUCUGACCUCUCUCCCUCACCCUUAAAGCACUGUUUCCUUUUCCUCAGCAAGCCGGAAAAUGGUCCCCCGCAUAAAGGUGCAGUGUGGUUCAUUUUUGUUAUUGCACUCAGUUUAUUAUGUUAAAACCUGACAGUAGUUAAAGAAACCCAAGGGUUGUUUGUUUGUUUUUUUUCAGAAAAAGAAUCCACAUAUUAUUAAUGCACUUUCUUGAAUGUAGAGCUAUUUUAAAAAGUCUAAUGAACUGAGACCCAUAUUCUUCAAGCCUUUGUCCCAUUUUGUGGCACUUAUUCACGAGUAGCCCUAGUGACUUCAGUCGGACUACUCACAUUAAUAAGGAUUGCUCAAAGUGAAUAAUUGUUGCAGAACUGGCUUCUGAGUGUGAAGAACGAGUCCUGUAAUCCUAACAUAGCACUGAGUGAUGAGAAAAGGCAACCAGCAGCAACCAGGUAUUAACACGCAAGAGCCCAAAAGAAAAAUCAUGUCCCAGAUAUGAAAUAGUGCUCUGUUACUUGCAAUCUUAUCUGCUACUGCAGUAUCUUCUGCACAUCUAUAAGAGAACUCCUUUACAAACAAAUCCCAAUGAGCAGCUUACCAGAAAAGCUAGAUGUCUUGAUUGCAUCAGAAAAUGAGUUAAUAUUGGUGUUUGAAUCCAGUAGGGUGAGUUGUUUCUUUAAAAAUAAAAAAUAAUAAAAUCUGUAAGCAGACUGCAGCUAAAGCCUUUCCGAACCAAUUAAUUUGAUGCAUAACUUAUAUUUUGAAGUUUGUCUUUGUUGAAAAAUUCAUAGAUUGAAUGUGAGUUCGACUUCGAAAGACUUAAGAAUUCAUAUCUUUAAAAGGUCUAAGGACUUUACAAGAUUGACAGCAGUGUAAUCUGUAAUUCAUGUGCCAAAUUUUGCCUACUAAUAUUGAAUUACAGAUUGAACUGAAAGCCUACCUUGCAUAAAUUCCUUUGAGGAGAAUUGGAUUUAGAUGUGUUUACCACAUGAAUCUUUUUUUAUCUUCAGAAAAUAUCUCACAAUGUACAGCUUUUCCCCCGGUCUUUGAAAGGCUGCAAAUGGUAAGGAAACUAAUUUAGCAGAUACACAUAUGCUAAACAUAGAAUGACGUGUACUAUCCAUAUUUUUAAAACUGUCCUUAUUGGCUCUUUAAAUUAUAUCUUUCUCUUCUCCAGAUUAAUUUUCCGUACCUAAUUUUAGUAUAUGAAUAAAUAUGCAAAAAUACUGGACUCAUUUACAGUGUACAAGUUGUUCUCUGCUAAUUUUAGCAUAAAAUUACUCCUGGCGGAAUUUUGCGCCACUGCGCAUAUGCAGAAUUCAUGUCCCUGCAGAUUUCUUUGCUUCCCCACAGAAAAAUGACUUUCUGACAGGGACGCAAAGGGAAACUGCAAGAGGAGUCAUGCACCACUCCCUAGCUGUGCAGGUACAUCAUUUCAGGCAUCUGGAACAGCCAGUGGAGAGGUAAAUCACUGCAGAGCUGGGGACACCCCAGACAGUGGCUCCUACCCUGAGCUGGGUUCAGCUGCUAGUCCCAGCUGGGCUGGAGGCAGGAGAGGACGGGACUUUCUCUUCCCCUGAAAGGAGUGGCUGGGGCUGUGUCAGACCCACACCCAGAACCCCACACACACAUACCCUGCAACUGCAGGAACCUCAGCAUCAUCCCCUGCUUCCAGGCACUCAUCGCUCCACAGCUGCGGGGGGAGAGGUCACUGUAUGGGGAGCUGCUUCCCCAUCCACCUAACCUCCGUGCAUCUGGACCUCCCAUAUCUUCCCCUUACACCAGAACCCCCCUAGCCCUCCAUACCUGAACUCCACCCCACUGAUCCUCAACCCCUGCAUCUGUAUUCCCCCUGCACCCAGACGCCCUGCCUCCAGACUCCCAUCCCUGCACCCAGACCACCUACCACUGACCUCCCUGCACUCAACACCCCCCAGAAGCCCCACCCCCUGAGCCUCCACAUCCAGACCUCCACGCCAUUGACCCCCAAUUAGCUGCACCCAGACUCCCAUCCCACCAAGCCCCACUCCCCCAGCACCCAGACCCCCACAGCUGAGAGCCCCACACUCAGACCCCUCUGCUGAGUCCCAAUCACUUUCACUUGGAAGCCCCUGCAGAGUCCCACACCUAGACCCCCCACUGAGCUGCCUGUACCCAGAUUGUCCCACACCUGGAUCCCCCCCACUGAGCCCCUCCACAUUGGACAAAUAAAACUUGCAGAAUUUUAAAAUAUUGUGCACAGCAUUUUUAAUUUUUUGGAGCAGAAUUUUUAAUUCUUUGGCGCAGAAUGCCCUCACGAGUAAAUAAAAUGUAUAUAUGAUACUAAGAUUAGGUACUUCAGAGAACCUUCACUUUGUGAGCUUGUGUUAUGUACUGCAGUUAUUAAUCCACUUAAAAACUCUUCUGUUGUCUCUUUAAGAAAAUAGUUCAGUGGAAUCUCCUCUUCAGAAUUAACACAUUAUAAAAGGUUACUGAGUAGCUGAGCCUGCAAUCUCAGUAGAAACAUUCAAUAACAGAUUAUACAAUAUGAGCCAGAUCCUGCUUGCUUUACUCACAUGAUUAAGAUUAAUAGAAUUUAGUGUUCUAAGGAUUCUGGCCAAGAUUUUUCAGAAGUGUAUUCUGGAUGCCCUAAUUUUUGGCACCUGAGCCAAAUGGUGCCUAGUUAGUUAGUCAGUUAAUGCUAAGAACCCAUCCUCUGACGAUCAGGCCCUUUACAAUGUUUGGGCACUGAAAAUCAUGACCAUCUAGUUUAAACAAUCUCGUAGGGUUAUACCAUGUAUGCAUAUAAAAUAUUGUAAUCAUAACAAUGGUUCUAUUAAGUGUAUAGGAAUACUUUCAGUUUCUCCCAUGUAUCAUUUAAUUAAAUGCAUACAGUUCUGAUUAUUAAACACUGCUUUUGCAAAUCUCACCCAGAUUGGUAGUGACUGAAAGCUGUGACUUUCUGAUAGCUGAUCAGUGGCCUAUGCAAAAUGAGUUGGUGGGCUCAAUCCAGUUCUUGGUAGAUAAGCAUGUACAUCACUGAACACCGAUCAUUUGUGGUGAUCUGAGCAGUUAGGUUAACAAUCAAAUAGUCCUCUGUUUUCUAGAGUUGCCUUUCAAGUUUAGGCUUCUAGCACAGUGUCAGGACAGAACAGAGAAACUUGCAGUGUUACCUCCUAUUCAGUACCUGUUCUGUAUAUUAGGGCAGUAUGAAAUCUACAUUAACAAGAACAUAGAUAGAAUCAUGGAAUGAAAACAAAAACAUGGAAUCCAGUACUAUACAAAAAAAUAAAGUUGUCUCCUUGCUGUGGCCCCGGGGCCAGAGGAGCUCUGUGUUCCCACCACGACCCCAUGGCUGGAGGAGAUUUAAUUAAUUUUUUUAAUGGAAAAAAAAGAAAUCAGAAAAUAAUAAAUCUGAAAAUCCACAAUAAUAAAAUGGAUUUCAUAGGGCCCUUUGUGUAUAUACAGUUUAAAUCUUCAGGGUCUUAAUCUGGAAUCUUUUGUGAAUGCUUAAAAGAAAUUGUAGAAAAUAUUUUUAAUGCUGUUUUUCUAUUACAUUCAAAAUAAAUAACUUUCUAAGAAA
This is a messenger RNA of Chelonia mydas (Green sea turtle), 7640 nucleotides long. It is a transcript of the gene SNX29, whose product is annotated as sorting nexin 29. The record is from RefSeq and is a predicted model, not a curated record. NCBI's taxonomy places the organism in Eukaryota, Metazoa, Chordata, Testudines, Cheloniidae. The coding region runs from base 187 to 2649 and encodes 820 amino acids. Gene Ontology annotation, molecular function: phosphatidylinositol binding. The transcript has 22 exons.